GUUAAAGAAGCAUGUUAUUGUCUGAUUGGGUGUAGACUUUUUUUUGUUUUCCUAUUUUUCUAUUUUAAAUUCACCUCCUGUCUGGUUUCAAGUGACGUCACGUGUCGACACUCCCUUUUGCCCAGCAGAGGGGAAAAGAUGGCGCCCACGCACGUACUGAGAUGCUGUCAACGGGGUUUAGCAUGGAUACCUGUGAUUUUUAUCGCCCUUGUCGUCUGCUGGUCCUAUUAUGCUUAUGUGGUGGAGCUUUGUAUAUUCACCAUUCCCAGUAUAGGAGAGAAGAUUGUCUACUUGAUAUUCUUCCACCUCUCCUUCAUCAUGUUUGUUUGGUCUUACUGGAAGACCAUCUUCACCAAGCCUGCCAACCCCUCCAAAGAGUUUUGCCUGCCAAAGGCUGAGAAGGAGCGUUAUGAGAAGGAGGAAAGGCCAGAGUCCCAGCAGGAGAUCUUGGGGAGAGCUGCCACCAACCUGCCUCUGUACACCCGCACAGGUGCUGGAGCAAUCCGAUACUGCGAUCGCUGUCAAGUUAUCAAGCCGGACCGGUGUCAUCAUUGCUCUGCAUGUGACAUGUGUGUGCUGAAGAUGGACCACCACUGUCCCUGGGUGAAUAAUUGUGUCGGAUUCUCCAACUACAAGUUUUUCAUCCUUUUCCUGGCUUACUCGCUGGUGUACUGUUUGUUCAUUGCAGCCACAGUUCUGCAAUAUUUCAUAAAGUUCUGGACACUUUGCCGGAGGAAAUCGGCAGAGAACUGCCCAAAGAAUGAGCUGCCAGACACUCACGCCAAAUUCCAUGUCUUGUUUCUUUUUUUUGUGGCGGCUAUGUUCUGCAUCAGUAUUUUGUCCCUCUACAGCUACCACCUGUGGCUUGUAGGGAAGAACAGGUCCACUAUAGAGGCGUUCAGGGCUCCAGUCUUUAGGACAGGUUCAGAUAAGAAUGGCUUCUCUCUGGGUUUCCGAAAGAAUAUUGCUCAGGUCUUUGGAGACCAGAAGAAGUACUGGCUGCUGCCCAUCUUCACCAGUCAGGGUGAUGGUCUGACGUUCCCCACUCGACUGGUCAACGCUGACGUGGAGCAGGCCACUGUGACGCUGCAUCCAGAGCCCAAUAAAAGCAUGCCUGAAAUCCCUAUAAGCCCGCUCAGUGAGUCUCAGAAUCGCCUCCUAAGCAACGAGGAGCACGCCAACAAUGUUGGAGAACAUCUGGCUGAUAACCCCCUCAAAUCAGCUGAAAGUGAAACCGUCACAGUCUCCAUGGAGAGCGAGUCCUAACCAGGAGAAAUGCCUCAGUCAUCUAAUACGAUGCCUUAACCAACCCAAACAGUUUAGUUCAUCAUCAUGGCAACAGCCCCCCAGUGCAAAGAGCAUCCCCACAGACCCAUUCAGUGUAACUAUGGCAAUGCAGGCCACCAACCAUCACUGCACAGUCAUGCCUUUACAGCAGAGUUGCAUGGAGUCAUAAUCGCCUCUCCCACCUACCCUCAUAUGAAAUGUGACACAAGCUUAUGCUCAGUCACACACACAUUUUGGCAGUCUCACAUUCAGCUAGAUGCAGAUUCCCUUGUGCUGUGUUUUCUUCUCACACCUCAGAGGGUUUAUUGAUGAAGAAGCCUGGAGGGACUUGGAGCUGCUCUCUGUGUUUAAAUGGGACAACUUUUUUGUGCCAAAAGCUUCCUGGGUGCGCCAAGACUUAUUUUACAGGCAUAAAGCUGCAGUGAAGAGUCAAGAGAGGUACAAGCUGGAGCAGAGUAGUGUUUUUAUUUUUCUCUUUUAGUCUUUAGAAAGGCAGUACAUGCAGUGGAAAUGGUUAUUUACCUACCUGACUGGCUUUUGUGUGUUAUUUUUAACUAAUAAUGUUUGAUGGAUGUUUCCGCACCGAAAACCUGGAUUUGUCUUCCCAAGAACUGCACUGCUCAGUGGACUGUCCCAGUGCACGGCAGUGAAGACUACAGCUAGGUUUUGGGUGCAAGUUGGAUAUCAGAGCACAAGAUGGCACAUUUGCACUUUGUUGAUUUUCAUUGUCCAUCAAAAAAUGUGCAGCCCACCCUCCACCCCUCUUCUUUUUUUUUUUUUACAAGGCAUCCUUGUAUGACAGAUGUUUGACCAUGUAUUUGUGUGAAUGUGUAUAAGAGAGAGAAUACUUAUCAAAAUUGAAGUGGCAGUCCUUUUUUUCUGUUUUUAACAACUUAAAGGCACUAAAAGAAUCACCUUUAAGUGUCUGUGGCCUACUGAUGUUAAACCACACUGCUUAUAAGUGGACAGUUUAACCUUUGGAGAUGUGUUUCUCUCAGUGCAAUGUGCAGCAUCCUUCUCUACCUGUUCUUUUAUAGUCUUGACCGGUGAUGUCUACAGUUUUGUUUUUUGUUUUUUUCUACAGUUCAACGUUUUAAACUUUACCAGGACACUAACUCUCAUUGCCAAAUAAGGGCUGGUAUGUCAGGAGCUCUGACAUCUGAACCUGAAGUGUUUACAGCAUCCUAGCUUUAUCUUAACCUCACUGGCCAGUGUCAUCGUAACCAAACUAUUCAACAGUAACCUUGGCACAAUGUUUUAUGCAACAUUUAUCAGUCCCUUAUUAAACUUUUUCAAGUUAUGAUGUCCUUUGCAGUACUAGUGCAUGCCCUGCAGGUGGCGACAAAACUCUGCUUUCAUUCACCAUCAAGUCAAGACACAAUUUAUUUUUAGUCUAAUUUGAAGGUGCAGCUUUAACCAGAAUUUUUUUUAUGAUGCAUUGUUUUGCAUCACUUUUCUGUAACAAUUCAUCUAGAUUUCUUUUUAAAAAUCGAUUUCCUUAGAUGGCUGUAAAAGAGAUCUUCUGCAGCUUCUGCCACUUGUCGCUGUGUAAUAUGAAAUAAGCUCAGUGUUGUAAAUUGUUGAAAGCCUUAGAUUGUGUAAAACUUUUAACGGUGCAUUAUUCCGUGUCAGUGUUAUACAUCUGGUAUGUGAAUCAAAGGCAGUAAAGGUAGAAUAUUAACUGCAUUAGUAUUUUUCCUUUUAACCAAUUAAGAAUUAUUCAGAGAGAAGUUAUCUCCUUUCCCUACAAAAUUUUAUUUUAGUGCAACUUUUGGAUUCAUAUCAGAGGGUUUAGCAUCAAAUUCCUGAUGUUUAUCAUUCAUUAUGUCUUUAACUGGAUGAGACCCUGAAUAAAUAGACUGGUGAUGUACAUGUUUACAGCCAUCUUUUGCUAGAUUGAGUAGUGGUUUAAGUGUUGCUUGGCAAUCAUGCCCUCAGUCAAGCUGAAUAAGCCACAGAUAAGACAGUGAAGACAUUUGAUUGAACAGUGGGGUGUUUUAAAAACAGCCCGCUUUAUAAACUUUAGGUUUACAUCAUUCUAAGUGUGUUUUAGAAGACAAUUUACAAACCACUGAUUAGGGCAUAUGACUGUAUCAUCACACUCUGGUUGGACCUCAAAGUAGCAGAUUAAAUUACUGUUCGAGAUCAUGAUCCAAGUCAAGCUUGUGUUCUCAUGUGUAGAUUUUUUUCUUGACCUCAAAAUGAAUUGUUCAGUGAAAGUGAAGGAUUUUGCAAAGUUAUAUGUGUGUGUGUGUGUGUAUGUGUAUCCUGGCUUGUUCUAUUCGUUACAACCACUGAUUUUUAAACAUUGGACCUGUCUUGUUUUACAGUUGCCUAUAUUGUCUCUCCAGGCUGGUUGGCCUUGAGGCGAAGUGCACGUGUAUUUUGUAAUGCUUCAGUGGGCAGUUUUUGUAAUAUUGUUGUCUUGGGGAGAAAUGCUUCGUGCAGCCGUGAGAUUUUUCCACAUCUGAAGAUACACAACUGUUGGACUCUUGGCUCAAAAGCAUGAUGCCUAACUGAUGU
Molecule: messenger RNA, 3810 nt
Organism: Melanotaenia boesemani (Boeseman's rainbowfish)
Lineage: Eukaryota; Metazoa; Chordata; Actinopteri; Atheriniformes; Melanotaeniidae
Product: palmitoyltransferase ZDHHC20-B-like
Exons: 14
Coding region: 139-1266 (375 amino acids)
Biological process (GO): peptidyl-L-cysteine S-palmitoylation; protein targeting to membrane; synaptic vesicle maturation
Cellular component (GO): Golgi apparatus; endoplasmic reticulum
Molecular function (GO): protein-cysteine S-palmitoyltransferase activity
Source: RefSeq, a predicted model, not a curated record